Beta vulgaris subsp. vulgaris (sugar beet) is the source of this 2371-nucleotide messenger RNA. Its product is annotated as pentatricopeptide repeat-containing protein At2g41080. Bases 161 to 2179 code for a protein of 672 amino acids. Gene Ontology annotation, molecular function: RNA binding; zinc ion binding; protein binding. The transcript is spliced from 2 exons. The record is from RefSeq and is a predicted model, not a curated record. Gene Ontology annotation, biological process: RNA modification. NCBI's taxonomy places the organism in Eukaryota, Viridiplantae, Streptophyta, Magnoliopsida, Caryophyllales, Amaranthaceae.
ACAAGAGCUUAUUCUCCAAUCUUGCUUAAAAUCUCACAUUACUAAAACUAGUUUCCUCUAAAGCCCACUGUUCUCUUCUCUCGUAUUCUCACAUUUCUUCCUUCGAAAAAUCCCACCUUCUCUCUCCUCUGAACACUUCAAGAGUUUCUAUUGCUGUACAAUGAACAUGGUUGCAUGGAUAAGCUUUAUCACAGACCGCUUAGCUGUUUCUCUCAAAUAUGCACAAAAAUCGUCUAAUUUUUGUUCUUUUUCCACUCAACCAUUGAACCCCUCUUCAAUCAAUGAAUUAGCCAACCUGUGCUCGAGGGGACGCCUGAAAGAAGCAUUUGAGAGCUUCAAAUUUGAAAUAUGGUCAGACCCAAAUCUUUUUUCCCACUUGAUUCAUGGUUGUAUAUCCAAAAAGUCUCUUCCAUGGGGAAAACAGCUUCAUGCUCUGAUAACCACUUCUGGGUGUUAUCUAGACAAGUUUAUUAACAACCAUUUGUUGAACAUGUAUGGCAAACUUGGGGAAUUAGACACUGUAUUAGUGUUGUACCAUGUGAUGCCGAGGAAAAAUGUAAUGUCUUCCAACAUUUUGAUUAAUGGGUAUGUUCAAAGGGGUGAUUUGGAGAGUGCCCAAAAGGUAUUCAAUGAUAUGCCUGAACGAAAUGUCGCAACUUGGAAUGCAAUGGUCAUAGGGAUGAUGCAGUAUGAGCACAAUGAGGAAGGUCUGGACUUGUUUUCGAGGAUGCAUGUACUGGGGUUCACCCCGGAUGAGUUUACCCUGAGUAGUAUGCUUCGAGGAUGUGCUGGUUUGAGAGCUUUGUUCUGUGGGAGGGAGGUCCAUGCUUAUGCCAUUAAAAGUGGUCAUGAUCUGAGCUUGGUCAUGGGCAGUGCAUUGGCUAAUAUGUAUAUGAGGUGCAAAAGUUUGGAGGAAGGAGAGAAAAUCAUUCAAGGGAUGGCCAUCCACAAUGUGGUGGCAUGCAAUACUCUUAUUGCUGGAAGAGCACAAAAUGGGUACCCUGAGGGUGCUUUAGAGCAGUACAGUUUGAUGAAAAAGGCGGGAUUUCAACCCGAUAGGAUUACAUUUGUUAGUGUCCUUAGCUCAUGUUCUGAACUGGCCAUCCUAGGACAAGGCCAGCAAAUACAUGCUGAGGUGAUAAAGCGCCGGGCUACCGCGGUAGUUCCAGUGAUAAGUUCAUUGAUAAGCAUGUAUUGCAGAUGCGGAUGCUUAGAAGAAUCAAUCAAAGCUUUUUUGCAGUGUAAAGAUGCAGAUAUUGUCCUGUGGAGCUCGAUGAUUUCUGCUUAUGGGUUCCAUGGCAAAGGAGAGGAAGCCAUUGAAAUUUUCAAGCAAAUGGAGCGACAAGGACUGGUGGCAAAUGAGGUCACUUUCUUGAGCUUGCUAUAUGCUUGUAGUCAUUGUGGCCUGAAGGAUGAAGGGCUUAAAUAUUUUGACCUAAUGGUCGAGAGAUAUGGAUUAAAGCCCUGGUUAGAGCAUUACACAUGUGUCGUUGAUCUACUUGGGCGUACUGGCUGUCUCGAGCAAGCAGAAAACUUGAUAAGAUCAAUGCCCACGAAACCAGAUGCUGUUAUAUGGAAAACUUUGUUAUCUGCUUGUAAAAUCCAUAAAAAUGCUGAUAUGGCUAAGAGGAUUGCAAAAGAGGUCCUUAAGCUUGAUCCUCAGGAUUCAGCUUCCUAUGUUCUGCUUGCAAACAUCCAAGCCUCUGCAAAGAGGUGGGAUGAAGUUUCGAUUGUGAGAAGAGCGAUGAGAGAUAGAAGAGUAAAGAAAGAACCCGGUAUUAGUUGGUUUGAGUUCAAAAAUGAGGUUCACAACUUCACUAUGGGAGCUAAGACACAUCCUAGAUCAAUGGAGAUCUGCUUCUAUCUGGAAAUCUUAUUGUCAGACAUAAAAAAGAGCGGGUAUGUUCCUGAUACUGGAUCUGUUUUGCAAGAUAUGGAUGUAGAAGCAAAGGAGCAUAAUUUGGGCCAGCACAGUGAGAAAUUGGCUAUAGCAUUUGCUCUAAUGAUUACUCCUCCUGGUUUUCCUAUUAGGGUGAUGAAGAAUCUGCGUGUUUGCACUGAUUGUCAUACUGCAAUCAAGUACAUCUCUAGGCUGAAGGACAGGGAGAUUAUAGUCCGCGAUGCUAGUAGGUUUCAUCAUUUUAAGAAUGGUGAAUGUUCUUGUAGAGAUUACUGGUAGGAUAGUUUUUUUUAUUUGGUGAAAUGGUAGGGUAGUUGACAGCAGUAAGUUUGGACUGUUCAUGCAUAUAUGUUCAGGGGCUAGACGUAGAUAGCUGGAAAUGGUGAAAAUAUUGUAUUGGUUGAACAAGAAGUUUGUACACAUAUUGAGCCAACAAGAAGUUCAGAUUUAUAUUUAUCUUAUUGAUCAGUA